AUGGCAGAGGAAACAGAAAAGACGUCUGGAAUAGAAAAAUUCAAUGGCACAGACUUUGAAUUUCGGAGGAUGCAGAUCGAGUACUACCUCUAUGGGAAGAAGUUGCAUCUACUGCUUUUGGGGGAAAAACCUGAAACUAUGAAAGAUGAUGAAUGGAAUCUUCUUGACAAACGGGUACUGGGAGUUAUCAGAUUAACUCUGUCAAGGUCUGUUACACACAAUGUUGCUUUUUCUUUCAUCCAACAAGAAGAAAUGGCCGAUGCAAUCCUGUAUGGCGUUGCGCAGUCAAUCAUUGAACGGUCGGGAUCCUCCACUAUCCAACAGAUUGGAUCGAUAUGGGGUGUCAAAGCUGAGCUCGAAAAAAUGAAUCACACUGUUUCCACUAUUCAUGCUGUACUUCAUGAUGCAGAGGAGCAGCAGGUCGAGAACCACCAAGUCAAGGACUGGCUCUCGAAGCUCAGAGAUGCAGUUUUUGAUGCUGAUGACUUGUUGAGCGAGUUCUCCACUCAUGUAUUGCGGCAAAGAGUGAUGGACAGUGAUAAAAUGACAAAUAAGGUAAGAAUUUUCUUUUCAAGUUCAAACCAACUUGUUUUUGGUCUUAAGAUGGCUCACAAAAUAAAGGCUAUGAGAAAGAGGCUUGAUGAUAUAGCAAAUGAUAGGAACAACUUCCAGUUGAAGUUGGUAGAUCGUCCUUUAGAGACAUGGGUUGUGACUAGGGGGAGGGACCAAACUCACUCAUUUGUACGUGAAGAAGAAGUUAUUGGGAGAGAGGAUGAUAAGAAGGCCAUUAUAGAUCUAUUGUUAGAUUUUGAUAUGGAAGAGAAUGUUUCGUUCAUAUCCAUAGUGGGAAUGGGAGGGCUAGGGAAAACCACACUUGUUAAAUAUAUAUACAACGAUGAGGAGGUCACGGCUUAUUUUGAGUUAAAGAUGUGGGUGUGUGUUUCUGAUGUCUUUGACGUAAAAGCCAUUGUUGAAAAGAUAAUUGCAUCUGCAACUAAUGAAAGACCUAAAAACCUUGAAAUGGAUCAAUUGCAAAAUGAGCUUCGCAAAAAUCUUAACCAAAAGAAGUACUUACUUGUGAUGGAUGAUGUUUGGAAUGAGGACAAAGAAAUAUGGUGUGUUUUGAGAACACUUUUGCUGGAUGGUUCAAAGGGAAGUAAGGUACUUAUAACUACACGGACCAAGUUAGUUGCAGAUAUUACCAGCACAGUCUCACCAUAUGUUUUAGAAGGCCUAUCAGAGAAUCAAUCUUGGUCAUUAUUUAAGCAAAUGAUAUUGGGAAAAAAGCAAGAGAUUGUCAAUCCUGACCUUGUAGCAAUUGGAAGGGACAUUUUUAAAAAAUGUUGUGGAGUGCCUCUUGCUAUAAGGACAAUAGGAAGACACAAUGAUUUAUCCAAUCAUCAGAAGAAAAUCUACAAUUAG
Messenger RNA from Quercus lobata, 1422 nucleotides. RefSeq names its product putative disease resistance protein RGA4. The transcript has 3 exons. Gene Ontology annotation, molecular function: ADP binding. The record is from RefSeq and is a predicted model, not a curated record. Bases 1 to 1422 code for a protein of 473 amino acids. Lineage: Eukaryota; Viridiplantae; Streptophyta; Magnoliopsida; Fagales; Fagaceae.